Messenger RNA from Ilex paraguariensis (yerba mate), 245 nucleotides. The record is from the annotation of a GenBank genome assembly. NCBI's taxonomy places the organism in Eukaryota, Viridiplantae, Streptophyta, Magnoliopsida, Aquifoliales, Aquifoliaceae.
UGGAAGCAAGCAAAAGUUCACAUCAUCUCCUUCAAGCGAUAAAGUAUUCAAAUUUCUGUUGCCAUUGCUAAUUGGCCUCGUUGCCAUCAAGUGUCAAGCCAAAGGGAAGGAUCCAUUUGAAGCUCACCCUAUAAUCAUGUCGUGUUUAUGCAUAGCCAUAUGCAUCUACGGCCUCGCAAGGGGAAUAAGAAAUCAAGUUCAGACCCAUGACUUGCAAAUCUUAGACUAUGUUAUGCUCGUCUCUG